Molecule: messenger RNA, 1147 nt
Organism: Vespa mandarinia (Asian giant hornet)
Lineage: Eukaryota; Metazoa; Arthropoda; Insecta; Hymenoptera; Vespidae
Biological process (GO): lipid transport
Molecular function (GO): lipid carrier activity
Source: RefSeq, a predicted model, not a curated record
UGGGAUAAAAAGGUAUAUAGGCAUUAUGGUGGUAGAGCAGUAUAUUGCAGAUUGCAUCGCACUCUACACAGGGACUUUGAACGAGAAGGGAAGCCAUCUUUAUUUCUUCUACGAUUCUAUUCCAUCAUGGAUUUCGUGGUAAUACCGUAUUUUUUAGUAUUAACGUCGUUCGGAUCAGUGAUCAAUGAAACCGACAAUUGGAAAAUAAAUGGCAGCUAUUAUCAACCGGAAUACACUUAUUUCGUCAACAUGAAUUACGAAGCAUCUGCGGAAAAAAAUCAACCGGCAAUUUACAAUUUGAAUUUAACGUCGGUCAUGAAGUGCCAAGCGAAAAACACGAAUAUCCUUACGUGUUCUUUGGAAAAAAAAAGAUCUAUAUUGGAUUUGAAACACGACACGUAUUUCGAUCGAAUACAAACAACCAAAGAAAUGUUCGAAAUACAUUUCAAUAAAUAUGGAGUCGAUAGCAUUCGUGUGUCCACGAAAAUCGACGAAAGUGAAUACGGCUUGAUCAAAUUGAUCGUUAGCCAAUUGAAUAUUGGUACGGAUUUAAGAUCACAUAGAUCGUCAGUGUUUUUUAUGGAUAAAGAAAAUUCUACGACCGGUAGAUGCGAUACACUAUUUACGGUAGCCCAAUUCCCAUGCAAAGAGAACAAUUUUACUAUAACUGAUUACGACGAAAAUUACAAAAUUCGUACGAUUUUCGACGAUUUCUUGGGCGACACGAUCAUUUUGAGAAAAAGAAGAAACGUAAGAAAAUGCGAGAGAUCUCCUCGAGUCUCAUCGAUCGAGAUCAAUAAUACGGUUAAUUUAACGGUGGCAUCAUCGUACAGUGAGAUACAUUUUUGCGGAAACUCCUUCGAAAGUUCUACCAUAAUCGAAGGUAAAUCGUUGAUUAUCGAUCACGAUCCACAUACUUCCGUUUUCCGGCAAGUGAUCAAUGUACGUUUGGAGAAGAUCGGAAAGAGCGUAGAAGAUCUAUCACUUCCUACCGACAUUGCGACCGAUAUUAUUUAUUUACAUAAAAAUGUUGAAUCCAAUCAUUUCGAUAUGUAAUUAUUAUUAAUUAGAAAAAUUCGUUUCUUUUUUCUUUUUGCGAAUAGAAAUAACACAUUGAUAUGCAGCAAAAAAAACAAAAAAAAAAAAA